Molecule: messenger RNA, 5963 nt
Organism: Amoebophrya sp. A120
Lineage: Eukaryota; Dinophyceae; Syndiniales; Amoebophryaceae
Source: the annotation of a GenBank genome assembly
CAGAUGUUCCCCACGCAAUAAAAGACCACGCCCUUCUUGCGGAUGAAGAAGCGGCUAAACAGCACGCUGGUGCGCUUGGAGAAGUAGAUCUAGAUGCUGCUUCGUUGAGAGCCUCUUUCCAGAAGCGCGUGUGGAAGUGCGUGCAGGACAGCAUCAAUUUUCUUCAAGUCGGCACAACAUCUAGCAGCGGGGGGUACAACUACAGCGCUUACAUCGAACAGGUGGCGUUUUUACCGACUUCCCAUCUUCUCGAAAGAGGUCAAGAUAACCUCUAUCCCUUCCCGGAAGAGAACGACUUCUCCGGCGGUGUAAAGGCUAGUUACAUGCUCCCGCUGUUCUUACAAGACGGAAGUUGGAGUCUAUUCGGGGAUCAUGAUAAUGAUCUUAAUGUUGAAGGUGCACUAGAAGCUCCUGACAGCAACUAUCAUGUUGCAACUACGAGGACAUCAACCAGGGAACGCAUGAUCUCGGCUGCACUCCAGCCACCGCCGGCAGAAGCGCUGCAGCUGUUCGAAAGCAUGAGCCACUGUGGAGUUGGUUCUUGCGGCCGCAGCGGGGCGGGAAGACCAGGUGGUGAUGCUGGGGUACAACCCUCCACAGGAGUAACGACGCCCUUUAAAAAUCUUCUUGCUGCGGUGCCCAUGAAUUACACGGAGCAUCCACUCGACCAGAAAGAGGGCAAGCCCUUUCUCGGCUUGGGCGCAAACUUGUAUAAUGAUCCUCCUCAUCAAGAGGGUCCUGAAAACCAUAGUGCAGAGGAUUUUACUGGUGACGGCGCAAGAGUAGACCACCACACGGCCGCCCAUUUCCUUACCGACAAGGCGAUCGAUGUGAUUUUUACCCGUAAUUGGAAGGGGGUUUUCAACUCGGAGACUUGCGAAACGAUGUUUCACUUCGUUUUCACGAAGGUCGGCUUAGACAUUGCGUUGGAGCUCCAAGACAUGAUGACAGGCAAAGACAAAAAGAACGACCCUCGUCGACAAGGAAAAGGAGCUGAAGAAAUUGAGGAUCACCAUGAUUCAGGAGACGGUGAAGAGUCACCUUCCCGUCCGAGUCCCGUCGAUCUCAACAAGAGCUGUACGACCACGACGAAAUUGAUGGAAUACAACUACAAGCAACGCCUUCUGGCAGAGCAAAAAAAGGCUUUCCUGGCCGCUUUCGACAAAAUUCUACUGAACGUCCGCCGGGUCCUUCCGAACGAGUUUCCCGGGCAGUCGGUGAACUUGCCACCCACGACGAACAAGUACCUGUUUGACCAAAUGCUCCCCCAGCUGGAGGCCAUCGUGGAGAAGAUCGGCAGGCAAACCUUCCAGCAGAAUACUAGAACAUCAGCGACACAACUACUGAAGCUGCCAGAGAAUGAAACCAAAAGUGGACGAGAAACUUCUGAAGCGAAUGAAUUCCACCUGGCGCCGCACGUUCUCACAGAUCGACGGUUUGCCUUUUGGGAACUGUAUCUAGAAGACCUCGCCAAGGAGGGCGAUGUAGAUGAGGACGGACAUCAGGACAGUAAAGACGCGGGGGUUGAUGACGAAGCUGAGACCGGAGUUGGCGGAGGGCCAUCGCAGCAAAUAAAGCAAACAGAACGAAAGGACGAGCGAGGUGGUCCCGUAAUAUCACCAGGUGCGGACGCAGCCGCGGACGACUGGUCGGCGCUGUUUGCGAAAAUCACGAGAGAGGAAGAGGAACGGGAUAUCAACUGUAAAAAUGUCUGAGACUGGGUCUGGAAGGAUCCGAACUUGCGAUGCGUGUUUCGGAUCCUACAAAGACUUGUGAUGCAUAAACGUGCAAAAGGUGCCCACUUCUGGCCAUGCUGAGAGGGCAUUCCUCAUGCAGAAUACGCAUCACCACGGAACUGCAGAACCUGUGAUGCUAGGCCCUGCAUUCCAGACGUGGGCGAGCUUGGAAAAACUGCAUGACAAAUCUCGGAGACUCCCAGACCCAGACACUUUUGCAUUUGAUACGGGCAAAAGCGGAGCAAGAGCGGGCUCUGUUGGAACAGAAGCUGAAACAAGAGCGCGAAGAGCAGAAGCGACUGGACAAUGAACUUGCAAUGCAAGAAACGGAACGGGAACUGCGCGCGGGUGGAAAAAAGAACGCUGAAUUAUCAGACGAGCUGGAAUUCGCGGCGAAACUGCAGAUGGACGAAAUGAGCGCCGCGGCGGAGCGCAUGACGGCGCUGCAGAAACAAAAGAAAAUCGAGCAACUGCUGCAGCAAGCAGAGGAGCUGGAGAAUUUGGGCGAAGAAGACGAGCAGGAUGAAAUUCACGAUCCGCGGGGCGAAUUCAGCGCUUUAGGCAACAUGAACGUGCUGUCGGGGGCAACUACGUCUGCGACUUUAGCCGCACGGAGCGCAGCUGGUGCGGGCGGAGAGAAAAAUCCGUUCUUCGUUCCCGCUUUCGAUGCUGCAGGGGUGAAAAUCACAGCGGCAGAUCUCGCCGCAUUGAGAGAUGAUAAAGCUGGGGAACUGCAAGCGGGCUCCACUUCUCGUGGAGUUGGGCCUGGUGAGACAGAAGAAGAGGGUGGCGCUCUAUCUGGUACGGGUCAUGCUCCUGCGGGAAUAUCAACUACGACAUCGCCGAACCAAGAACACACCAGCACCGCCUCGAUCCUUGUGCAGGAGCAUGCAACUGGCGUCAAAACGUCGGCCGACGCGACCACUCUUCUGAUCGAAAGAACGCUUCAAACCCAGCAAGCUUUGCAGCAGCUAGUAGUAGCCUCCGCUCAAGCCACCUCGGGGGAGCUACCGUUCAAGAUCGCGGCGGAGGCCGGGGGAGGGAUCGACAUUGCGAAUGCCCUCGGGUCUACUCCUGGUGUCGGUGGAACCACGCCGACCUCAAGACCACAUCAGGUGCGGGGGCAAGUAGAUCAGCAAGAGGACUUUUGUUUCCACUCUCCCGAACAGGAACAAGAGCACAGUGAGCAAAGUAAAGCACAGUUGUCUAGUACUCCGCUUGCAGGAGGACCUGCAAAUCCUCCAGGUGGAGCCCCGUCUUCGUUUGCGCCGCCAAGUCGCAGCAAGGAGCAAACGGCGAAAGAACAGCACGAUCCCCAUCAAGUGCAACCGCCGCCCGGACUAGAAGAAGUUGAAGUUGUUGAUGUUGUAAAGCAACAGACGUCGUCGAAUGCGGUUGGAAACAAGCACGACGGGACUUCUCUACUCCGCCGCGUGGGGGCCGGCGCUGGUGGCCAGCAAGACAUCACGACCGAUUCCGUAUUCGCAGAGGCACGUCGCCUGUUGGAGCGGGCGAAAAGGAUGCACAGUGCAGUUUCAACAUCAGGGGGUGAGCAAGUCAAUGGCGGAACUACUUCUACUUCUUCGGGUGCCCCCUCCUCUUUAGCAGUUGCACAGCCUCAGAUGACGCCGAACAGCGUUUCUGGCGCGAUGGCCACAUCCAAAAAUGCCACACCUACUUUCUCCGCCAACAACGUGAUGAAUACGAAUCCCAACCGCCAGACGUCGAACAAAAUAAACCUUUCGUCCAACAUUUCCCGGCAUCUGGCUAAUCUUGUGACCCAGGCCGACCCCGAGGCGGCGGCACGGUCGAUUGAGGAAAAGUUGCAGCGACUGUUGGAGCAGCAGCAGGCAAUUGGCGGGGUGAAUCCAAAGGACGAGGACAUGACCAUAUCAGGCGUAGGCACCCAGCAGCCAGGGAUGAAACAAAUGGUCGAGCUGCAUGAAAACCUGGCUACAAGUGACCAGCACUGCCUGGACUACCUGCUGGCCGUUGCCGCGCCGGAGAACGAGUUUGACGUACGCAUUGUAAAGCACUAUCGUAGUCUAGAAGUACCUACUAGUACUAGGAGAGUAAAUAGUCGCAUGUUGACAAGAAGUUCUUGUUCUUCCGAAAGCAAAUAAAGUCCCGUUUGUCAACAUGCCGAUGUGGUCUAGAAAUGAAAUCGCGCUCCGAUAAUUGUUUGCUAGUACUACGACUACGAUAAAGAGUUUUGCACCGGAUAUGCUACGCCGGAUGCUAAUUUGCGGUAUUUGCUCAACACCGUGGGAAGAAUCGGGGAGCAGUAUCCUCAGUAAAAACGUUCCCACCUGCUCCGGACUUAUCAAGAUGGGGAAUCUGCUAGACAAAUCGACAAGUUUACAUUAAGUUUUGGUGCUGGUGCAUGACAAGUUUGGGGACGUUUCUAGUACAGUCCUGCCUGCUAAGUGGUCCGGACGCAUUACAGAUCCACUCUCUCAUCAUGAUUUGCGCACCACAAAUUACUCUCUGGGACAGGGACGUUUUUCCUCAGGAUAAGCAGCAAGCGCGAGAGUUCUUUGAAAAGACCGGCCAGUUUUCGGUGUUAUGGGUCAACGAGGAGGAAGAGAGCAGGUUGCCGUUUGACCUGGUGUUGUACGAGAACGAGAUGGAUGUGGAGGCUGGUCUCGCUGGUGGUGCAGCCAAGGACAGCACGACAAUUAUGAUAAAUGCGUCAACAACAUCUUCAUCUCCUUCGUUCUCCAAGACUUUCAUGAAAGCUUUCGUCUCGAAGUACGCCAGUUGCCACAAGAAGUACUACGCCACAAAUGGGUCAACGGCGGCGGUCACCGAAGUGCAGAGGUUAAGAAAAGAAACAUAUCAUGCAGCUUCUAAGAUUAAUAUUCAUGUCUCGAAUACUAGUGGUACAACUCGUCAGAUGAUGGUCCUCGCUUGUCAGCAUCGUUGUUAAUUAUCAUCGUUGUUUAUCAUCCUGCAUGAUCUGCCUUUUCUGCAGUACAACAAACUUGGGGAACCUUUCAAGAUUGAGCCAGCUCCUGCUUCCUUCUCCUUCACUAGUACUUGUAUUUGCAUAAUUUGUAGUGCCGCAGAAUACAGAAGCAGGAGGCGGCUUUGAUGCUGCAUCCCUCUAAGAAUUGAGAUGAUCGAAAUAACUGUCGCAUGUUUUUUAAUAUCCAGGUGAAGAUUAAGAUGAAAUGCCUGGCAGGUCUGGUAUUGAGUCUUAGAAGGUGCUGCGUUUUUUGGUUUCACACUGCGUUUUGGAAGAAUACUUCGGCAGCACGACCACAACGGGCACCACCACGGGAGCCGCGACCGCGAGGGCCGCAACGUCGAGCCGCCUCCGCUUCGUUGAGGUGAAAUCGAGCAUCAAGGCGAGCAAGCAGGCAUUUGAAAUUUCGCCGCUCGAAGUUGUGACGGCGUUCUACCUGGGGGCGAAGUACUGGUUUUGCCGAGUGGAGGACGUCGGCAACGAGACACACUCGCUGAAGAUUGUGAAAACGCCGCUCGCCGACCUGCAUCGCUGUGGGCUUGGCAGACUCUGGCUGGUGAUGUAGUAGGGGCUCUUUUGGAAUAAACAGAAAGUUGUUGUUGAAAAAUGUUAAGUCGUGUCUAGGAUCUGACAAUAGUCUUGACGGUUUUCUUGUCAGCAUCGACGCGGAAAAAUACACAGCUAUCAGCGAUUCUUUUAGAUGAUUUGGAACUCGUUCCCGUUGGUUUUUUGAUCGACCAAAUGAUCGACCAAAUGAUCGACCAAAACAUGAUCUCAGUUUCGUUCCGGCAAACGACGGCUUUUUUGGCCGAGGUUUAUUUGUUAAUGGAAGAAUGAAGACGAACACGAAGUAGAAUUAGAAUACCAAAAAAGUAGAAGCUCAAGUAGAAGUUGUAUUAUCCAUGUUCACCAUGGGCAUGGUCGUUAGUUCGCGCAUUCCGCAGGUGGUCGGUGGAGCAAGACCACAUUACACUGCCGUAAAUCUGCAGCACGCCCUGGAAUCGUCCGAGUGCGACUGCUCUCGUCGCAAACAAAGAUCGAUGAUCAUCUGCAGGCAAGUUCCGCUUCCAGUUCCAGUACGAUUAAAAAGGUACAAGACAGCCGCGGCUGUGCAAGCAAAUAAAUUUAGAUAAAGAUCAGCUUCAGCAUCACCAUCAGCCUCUUAAUUUUUUGUUGUAAAGUUGUGAUCAUUUUGAUCUUCAUGAGAUUGCUCGACCCAAAAUCAAGAAAAACACAAGACUGGCGAGGAACUUGCUGAG